GGGGGAGGUGACGCUAUCGUAGCCAUGGUUUGCAGUGGCACAGCACCAAUUUAUCUGUUUUGAAAGGGGCACCAUGCUUCAUUUACAGAGGGGAAGCAGAGGUUUGGGGGAAUUGUGGGACUUGUGACGUAUCAGUAAUACAUCUAUCUAUUUGGGACUAAUCGGAAAUUCUAAUGGCAUGUCUUAAAAUGGUGGUGUUUAGGGAUAGUGAUAUCAUCCAGGAGGCUAAUCCCUUCUGGACCAAUGAGAGAGCCAGCUGUUGCCUGGAAAUAACUUCACCAACGAAUGCAACAUCCCAGGAAACUUCAUGUGCAGCAAUGGACGCUGCAUCCCCGGGGCCUGGCAGUGUGAUGGGCUGCCUGACUGCUUUGACGAGAGCGACGAGAAAGAAUGCCCCAAGCAUAAAUCAAAAUGUGGCCCUACUUUCUUCCCCUGUGCAAAUGGCGUCCACUGCAUCAUCGGCCGCUUCCGAUGUAAUGGGUUUGAGGACUGUCCAGAUGGCAGCGAUGAAGACAACUGCACAGCAAACCCCUUGCUGUGCUCUACAGCCCGGUUCCACUGCAAGAACGGUCUCUGUAUCGACAAGAGCUUUGUGUGCGACGGUGAGAAUAACUGCCAGGACAACAGCGAUGAGGAAGCAUGUGAGAGCCCUCAAGAGUCGGGCAGCGGACAGGUGUAUGUGACCCCAGGGAACCAACUGUUGUACUACCCCAGCAUCACCUACGCCAUCAUCGGCAGCUCGGUCAUCUUUGUACUGGUGGUGGCGCUCCUUGCCCUGGUUCUUCACCACCAAAGGAAGCGAAAUAAUCUCAUGACCCUGCCCGUGCACCGGCUCCAGCACCCCGUGCUGCUGUCCCGCCUGGUUGUUCUGGAUCACCCGCACCACUGCAGCGUCACCUACAAUGUCAACAACGGGGUCCAGUAUGUGUCUAACCGGGUCUACCACAACUCUGUGGACCUGGAGUCCCCCCCAUCCUACUCGGAGGCCGUCUUGGACCAAAGCCGACCCCCAUGGUUUGACCUUCCUCCUCCUCCUUAUUCUUCGGAAGCUGAAACUCUAAGCCAGACGGAGCUGCCUCCUUAUCGCUCACGGGCCGGCAGCACAGCCAGCGCCGAGCCCCCGGGGACUGGAAGCCUCCUGGGCCUAGAAGACGAUCAGCCUCGAGGCAGCGCCGGCAGCCCAGACCACCUCUACGCACCUCAGGAGAGACCACCAGAGCCUAGUGACUCUCUGCUCAGCUCCACAGCAGGGCGGGAUAUGUAAACUACAAUUAUUUAAAGUCCAUAUAGGUUCCUCUGCUGGGGCUUGUUACCAUGUUAAUCUCGUCAUGCUCUUUAGUGGCUAUCAAGGAGAUGUGUUAAAGGGCUGAUUAUCUUUUCAUUUUUUAGGAGGCUUGAUAUUUUUCUAACACCUUGGUAGACAUGUUUUAAGAUUUUUACUGGAACCUGAUAAAUACCUAUUUGUCACCCAUAGUCUCCCUUAGGUUAUUUUGUUGGAUGCAAAUUAAGUUCCAGCCUAGAAAAUCAGAUGCACCAACUCAUGUCUCUCCUGCUUUCCGAUGCUGACGUUUGAAUCUUAUGGAAGUCUGGACAUUUAUGACAGCAAGAGAAAACAGUGUUUGGGUGUCUUGAUGAGAGGUGAUAUUUAAGUGCUGGGUACUCUGCUUUGGAGAACAGAAAACCCCCACCAAAAUGAUACUUGGCUGUGCCACUAUCACAGUCUUCUGGUUUGGGCAAGCAAAUGCUAUCAGGGAGAAAUAUUAGAGGCAGGCAUUUACAAAGAGCCGCUAUUGUUAGGACAGUUUGCUCAUUUAGGAAUAUACUCCAGAGUUACUUUUUUCUGGCUUGUUUUUGAACUCUCUAUUCUUCAUGUGCAUUCAUUAGAAGUAUAAACCAAGUGCCUGGUUUUAUAAUAGGUGCUCUGGAUUAAGGUCAAAGAAAAUCGGUAGGACAAUCUCGUGUCCAUCGUGGACAGCUGAACAACACUGGAAAACCUUCAGGUUGGGUUCAUUCCACAUUGGAAAUCUCUUUAUAAGAUAUGUGGUUUGGGGGAAUUACUGCAAUCAUCGUCAUCAGCAUCAGGAAACUUUUUGAAGAGAACUAAUCACAAAGCACUCUUCUAGGCAUUAGAAAGUGCAAAGUGCCCUAGGAAGAACACAAAAACUGGUAGCUGUGCUGGUUUCCACUGUCCCAUUUAUAGGCAUUUGCCAACUCAGCCGGGCAUGCCUGUACCUCAGAGUGGGCUAGGAGGCUACUUUCCUUUGUCAUAUGACCAGCUUUCGGUCUAGACUGCCCAAUUCCAUUUCACCAUGGCAGCUGAUUAUACUCUUCCUCAUCCAAAUCAGUGGCACUCAAAAUCUAUGUUCCUGGUUGGCCAUUCAAGUCCCAGAAGCCUUGAACUAGAGCCGUGAGUGAAAUGGUUUGGAAACCCUAGACCCCCGUGACAGCAAAAAAGCAUUUAGUAAGUGGGAACUCCUGGUAGCCAGAAGGCUCUCUCUCUCUGUGUCCAGGAUUGCCUGCUCUCGUAUGCAGGGUCUAAAUAGCAAUGGUUCCGGGUCCCACUUUUCCUCUCUUCAUAAGCUGAUGGGUCCCAGGUUUCUCCCCUCUCCCCAGACCGGCCCCCGCAACCUAACAUUUUCUGUUUCUGGAGAAUGUAGUCAGGAGAUACAUUGGAAUCAAGGUGCUCCAUUUGAACUUUUGAUACAACGCAUUUGAAAUGGUGUGUUUAUUUUUUCCCUUCUGGAUAAGGGUCUAUUUAUAUGUGUAUAGAAGAGCUGUAUUUUUUUUUAACGCGGUCCAAAGAUAUAAAAGGAGAUUGUGCCUUUGCCAUCAAAAUGCCAGGAAAGCCCUUUGGUAACAAGUCACACUAGAUUAACCUGUGUGCUAGAAAUUUGUGCAUUGUUGCACUUUGGGGUUAUUAUUUAUCGUAUUCUCAAAGGACGCAGAACUAGGGACAUGUUUCUCUCUGAUCUGAGUCUCUGUGUUUGUGUGUUUGUGGAGAUUCAAUAUAGGCGUCUACGUGGGGUGGGGGACCCCAGCUUUCUUCUGGGAACAGCGGAAGGAUCAGCCAACUCCAGGGGAUGCAGAAGAUCACUGCAGAUUUCUGAUAGAGUCUGCUGGCCUCUCCCAAGAUAGAAGUGCGUGCAUCAUCACAUCAGAGGGUGGUGUUCCCACACCACUUCUAAGACAACUGGAAUUCAAUUGGUAGAACUUUGAGAAGCUCUUACUUGGAGAACUUAUCACUCAAGUCUUUCUCCCUAGAUAAAGUGCUUCAGAUGGCAUAUUGGACAUUCAUUAAAAUUUUAGCGGUAGGGGGAGACUUGCAGGGAAGGAACAGUAGUAAGCUCGCUGAAUUGACCUUGUUUUGUGGAUUCUUUUUUAGUGAAUAAAUCUGAAGUUGUGAAACAUCUGGCCACUAUGUGAUUAAUGAAGGAAAACUAGCUGUGGGUUGGCUUUCUUUUCCCUUUGAGGGACAUUAUUUUAAUCAUGUUUUGACUCUGCUCAUGAUAAUGGGAAAGUUCUUAUUCUAAGUGUGAGUUUUUGAAAAAAGCUUCAUCCUAAUGCAUAACUCCUCUAGUUCAUUUGGUUUUGUUUCCUCCCCUUUUUGAAGUAGUUGAAGGGACCAUUGGUGAUUCUGGUGGUUGAUUGGGAGAAGCAUUCCAGUUUUAAUUAAUAGUGCAUUGAGUUGAUCUCCUCUGUUUCAGGUAUCUUAGGAAAGACAACCUUAAUAGAGAAGGAAAAACUAAUAACGGUGAAAAGAACACAGGAAUGUUUUUAUUAAAGAUUGGGAUUUUUAAACUGAAUGUUUUACACAUAAGGGUACUAACGCUGUGAUUAUAUAUGUAAAUUGGUAAUCACAUGGCCAGCAGUAAUUUUCAUCGACUUCCAGCAAGAAGCGGGGUUUCACACACUACCCACAUCUACAGAAACAAGUAAAAAAAAAAUCUGUGCUCUGUUCUGUGAAAUAGAUUCCCUCAUGCUUGCUUGUUCUGUUAUUUUAGAGUUAAAAUAAUUCUGAUGCAAUGCAGAUUUUCCCUUCCUCACUAUCCAUCCUACUUCUCUCUUUUGGAAUUGGUGUUUUCUGUGGAAACCAGUCCGUGAGUGUGUUCUGGGCCACAUUCAAUGUUAAACUGGAAAGAUUUGUGGUUUCCAGUUCUCUACUCUUGAAUAAACUUUUACAUUCGCCCUUGUCGAGGUUUUACGUGAUACUGCUGCAAAUGUCCUCCACAGUAUGGGUAAUUGUCAGUUACUCACUGUACUUCUAAUUUCCAAAUCCUGCUGUUUGUCUCCCUUUUCGUGUUCUGUUUAUAUUGACAUACACUGUUCUCGCUGUUUCUUUGAAUGUUUUAUUCCAAAGUUGUUUGUACAAAAAAGUAAUAACAGUGUUUUUAAAAGAUA
Messenger RNA from Ornithorhynchus anatinus (platypus), 4398 nucleotides. RefSeq names its product low density lipoprotein receptor class A domain containing 3 (gene LDLRAD3). The coding region runs from base 308 to 1264 and encodes 318 amino acids. The record is from RefSeq and is a predicted model, not a curated record. Gene Ontology annotation, biological process: receptor-mediated endocytosis. The transcript is spliced from 6 exons. Lineage: Eukaryota; Metazoa; Chordata; Mammalia; Monotremata; Ornithorhynchidae. Gene Ontology annotation, cellular component: plasma membrane. Gene Ontology annotation, molecular function: protein binding.